GGUCGCCGGGUCGCGGGGGCCGCGGCGCUCGGGCCGCGUCGGUGCCUCCCGGGCGCGCUGCGCGGCCGUCGCUGCUGCCCGCGCUCGUGCCGCCGCCGCCGCCGCCGCCGCCGCCGCCGCUGCCGGUUACGCCAGCCCCGCCGCCGCCCGCUCUGAUUCUGCGCAUAGGCAGCCCCCAAGCCUGUCAUUCUGCAAAAACACAGUUUACUCAACACACCACACACACACACACUCACACACACACGCGCGCACACACACGCGCACACUGGCCCCCUCGCGCACACGCACGGAGGGCGCGAGCGAGCAGACGCGCACACCCGGCGAGCCAAGUUCCGCAGCCUGGCAUGGCUUCUGGGGACCUUUACGAGGUUGAAAGGAUUGUAGACAAGCGGAGGAACAAGAAGGGGAAAUGGGAGUACCUCAUCCGGUGGAAAGGCUACGGGAGCACGGAGGACACGUGGGAGCCCGAGCACCACCUGCUGCACUGUGAGGAGUUCAUCGACGAGUUCAACGGGCUGCACCUGGCCAAGGACAAGCGGCUCAAGUCGGGGAAGCAGGCCAGCACCUCCAAGGUGCUGCGUGACAGCCGAGGCCCCUCGGUGGAGAAACUCUCGCACAGACCCUCAGAGUCCAGCAAGAGCAAAGGGACUUCCCAUAAGCGGAAGCGGAUCACCCCUUCCCUGACGAAGCCCAAAAAGGGGUACUCGGCGAAGCCCCCCGCGGGAGGCGACCGGGCCGCCAAGACGGUGUCCUACAGGACUACGCCCAGUGGUUUGCAAAUCAUGCCGCUGAAAAAGGCGCAGAAUGGGAUGGAAAACGGGGACGCCGGCUCCGAGAAGGACGAGCGGCACUUGGGAAACGGGUCCCACCAGCCUGGCCUGGAUGUGAACGACGCCGGCGAGCAGGACCUGGGCGACUGCGACGUUAGCCCCGCGGCGCUGGCGGAGAACGGGCUCGGCUCUGCUCUGACCAACGGGGGAUUAAACCUGCACAGCCCGGUGAAGAGGAAGCUGGAAACGGAGAAGGACUACGUCUUUGACAAGAGGCUCAGGUACAGCGUCCGCCAGAACGAAAGCAACUGUCGGUUUCGGGACAUCGUCGUGCGGAAGGAAGAGGGGUUCACGCACAUCCUGCUGUCCAGCCAGACCUCGGACAACAACGCACUGACCCCCGAGAUCAUGAAGGAAGUGCGGCGUGCGCUCUGCAACGCGGCCACAGAUGACAGCAAACUGCUGCUCCUCAGCGCCGUGGGCAGCGUGUUCUGCAGCGGCCUGGAUUAUUCCUACCUGAUCGGCCGGUUGUCCAGCGACCGGAGAAAGGAGAGCACCCGGAUCGCGGAGGCCAUCAGGGACUUCGUGAAGGCCUUUAUCCAGUUCAAGAAGCCCAUCGUGGUGGCGAUUAAUGGGCCGGCGCUGGGCCUGGGCGCCUCCAUCCUGCCCCUGUGCGAUAUCGUGUGGGCCAGCGAGAAGGCCUGGUUCCAGACCCCCUACGCCACCAUCCGCCUGACGCCUGCCGGCUGCUCCUCCUACACCUUCCCCCAGAUCCUGGGCGUGGCGCUGGCCAACGAGAUGCUCUUCUGCGGGCGGAAGCUCACCGCCCAGGAGGCAUGCAGCAGAGGACUGGUGUCGCAGGUCUUCUGGCCGACCACGUUCAGCCAGGAGGUCAUGCUGCGGGUGAAGGAGAUGGCCUCGUGCAGCGCGGUGGUGCUGGAGGAGUCGAAAUGCCUGGUCCGGAGCUUCCUGAAGUCAGUGCUGGAAGAUGUGAACGAGAAAGAAUGCCUCAUGCUCAAGCAGCUCUGGAGCUCCUCCAAAGGCCUGGAUUCCCUGUUCAGCUACCUGCAGGACAAAAUCUACCAAGUCUGAGGGCCUCGGCUCACCUGCCCCAGUGCUCGGGGGCACCGACUUCCAGCUCUGCCCUGUGCUUCAGAAAUCAGAGCACAGCGUAUGCCUGGCCAAGGAGUCUGUCAAGGUGUCUCUCUAUACCUAGGGUUGUGUCCAUUUCCUCGCGUCCUUUGGUUGCUCCUCAUUGGUUUGGUUUUGUGUAACGAUGGGAAACGCAGCACACUUGGCCUCCCCCGUGUCCCCCCCACCCGCACCUGGCUGGAGAGCUAUCGAGGGCUAUCUCUUCCCAGGCCUCUGCCAGGCACCCUUGUCCUGCCCCCACUUGCUGAAAUGCACCAUCCUGGUCCAGGAAGGGGAAGACCAGUCUCCCCAUUCUCGUGACUCAGGCUGUGUCUACACAGUGCCUCUGCUUUGGAGACUAGGCUGCCGUGGCUCUCUGGUUCCGUGCAGACCCAGUGACAGGGGACGAGCCAUUGGAGGGGGUUCCCAGCCCAAAGAGCAGAACGAUUGUGUAGAGCCAGCCUCGGUCUCUUCUCUGAUGCAAAUCUGUGUGACUUUUAGGGCUUGGUCUUAAAACCCAAUUGAGUGAUUUACAAACCCAGAUAUUGUACAUUUAGGGGCGUUUUGUUAAAUAUAUAUUUUUAAAACAAUGUAAGUGGAAAUUCUGAUAAUUUAUGUGUAUUAUAUGUAAAGCUAGUUUUGCAAAAACAUGAACUGUAGGAAAAUGUGGUUUUUUUUUUUUUCCUUUAAUCGGACUUAUUUAAUUUAUUUAUUUUUGUUGCUAUCUUAUGAUAUCUGUUGUUCACACAGAUACUCUUUUCAUACUGCCCUGGACCAAAUCCCGUGCAAGGUUCAUGCCGUUUGGUGCAUUCUAGCAAUGAGCCACGUAGGAGUCAGACUCAGAGAGAGAUGGAAGUGGAAGGGCGGAUACAGCUGAAAGGAGCAGCUCGGAGCCAGGUUCUCUACACGGACAAUGGCUCUGGGACCGCUGAAUGCUUGUUCUUAGGAGAAAUCCUGGAAGGGGUUUCUCCUCGCGCUGCUGCUUUAAGGAGACAAAGGGGCCUCCAGCCUGAGUGGUACUGAGACACACCCCGGCCCUAACUGUGUGAAAAGGUGGGGACCGGGCCCCCCUGGGGAUCGCAUUUGUGGAAGAAGGCUUUUUCCUUCGGGCAGAUGGCUGUGCUUGGGUUUCAGAGCCCCUUUCUUCCGUGGGGGCGGGGGGGGAUGUCGGGGCCUCCCAGGGAGACGGGGAGGUGCCCCCACUCUGCUGAGCUGUCCGCAGAAGGUCCGAAUCUGUGUUCCUCCAGAGGCCCACAUACUCCAUCUGUUUCUCAGGUUGUUUACUCCCAUCCAGGAGCAGUACCUGGGGGCGAGGCCUCCAUGGGCCGCCUGGGGACCCCAGCAUCUCUAUUCAGACCAGCGGCCCACAUCCCUGGCUGGGCUGCGGGAAGGAGGGCUUUGGGUCUGGGCUCGGGGUUUUGGUUUUGGUUGGCGAGGAGAAGGUAAACGUCACGGUCAGAGCGGAGAGACGACAGGACCACGUUCCUCCGUCUGAGGCUUGACCCUGGUUCAGGGUCAAGCACCAGAGAAAGUUCGAGUCUCAGAGGGCGGGAUGUUCCCACCACAGCCCUCGAGUGUCGUCCGAGUGCUCGCCCGUCUCCCCUUCCCUCUGUUGGUCGCCAGCCCCUCUGGACCUUUCUUUGGAGAAACGUGAGUGGAGCAGUGAGAGUCCGGCCCGGCUGGGGGGGCUGGCAAAGGGAGGUCGUUGCUGCCAUUCUCCCCUCUCUGGUCCUUUGCCUGCUGCUCAGGGCACCGGGCCAGGCUUCUUCAUGGCGCUGAGCUUUGUGUUGACCUUAGAGCCGGAGACACGGGCCUUUGCACAGGGCACCUGACCUUUCCCGGGACUCUGCCUCCUCCACACGGCCUCGGUUCCCUCUGUAGAGACAGCAGCCUCCCCCCAGCUGAGUCUGCCCGUGACCUCACGAGGCUCGGGGGAGAGGACGUGCCUCGCUUUCUUCUCCCAAGCUGGGUGUCCUCCCUUUGGUCCCUCUGGGGUCCCAUGGGAACCGCGGGCCUGGACCAUAGGAGUCCCUCUAGGGGAAUGCCAGCUUUUGCCCAGAUGCCUCUUGUCACAUCUCACCUUGAGUUUGUCUCUUCCUUCAAGAAAGCCAGUGUGUGUUCUGCCAACCCUGGCCAACCUCAGUCUCGGCAGGUCGUUCCUCAGCCAUCACCAGGCCCCCUAAAGAAAGAGCACCCCCUUUCUGUUUACCUUCCAGGGGCAGCCACAUUAGGAUUCUCCUUGGCGAUGGAAGAGGAUGUUUGGACAUUCCUUUCGCUCAGGGCCCGUCCUUGUUCCCUGCUGAAAACAAAAGGCAGAAGUGCUUUAGCUUUGGACUAAAGCCUAGCUCUGGAUCAUCCCGUCCAAACUGCUAAGCACCUCAAGGAUCUCUGAUGAGAAGGUAGGACUGUGACACCCUCCCUGAGGCCGCAUACCCGUUGCUACUGUGCGGGUUUCUCGUGCACCGGGAGGUGUGGUACAAGACAGUCUGUGCUUCGGUUCUUUGCCUUCAGUCCAUUUAAGAAGGAUGUUCCAGUCCUUUGGGCAAAAGCCGCUGCCCUCUGUUGGCUACAGGGUAGGCGAAACCACUGGGUUUCCACUUUCCGGACAGUUGCUUUGAUACUGUGCAGGUGAGAUCCAGGUGACUCGUAGCCCGUCGACCUGGGUUGGAAUUGGCCAGACCUGUGGCUGUGUCAGGGUUUAUCCUCAAAGCUUCCUCGAGGCAGCGCCCAGGCGUUCAGUUGUCUUCUACCCCAGCACCCUCUCUCCCCACCUGGCAUCCUUCCCCCCUCUCUCUGUUGUGCUCUGCCCGCUCCCCAUCCCAUCUGUCUCAUCCUGGGGCCCGGGGGGUCUCCGAGCAGUGGUACUUGGUCUCGCCGACCCUGUCCCGGAACUGCCUUUGGGGAUGGAAGCGCAGCUCUGGUGGGAAGUUGAGGGUUCUUCUUUGGUCAGGGAGCCUUCUGGGCGUUCCACUCCUUGCCGUCCUGUUAGCCACACAUCAGGACUCUGGCACCUUUCUGCUCCACAUACUGGUGGUUAGCGUGGUGGUCUUGCAGGAGAACCAUUUGCGUUAGCAGCCCCGUUCCACGGGGGCUUUUUGGAGAACUUUCUAAGGUGGUCAGAGCUCCUCGCCAUGGGGAAGCCUCCGCCUGGCGCCGCCGUUACCCCCACGUCCCUUCCUGCUUUGAAGUGAUGCCUGUGGGUGAAAACCAUCCCCAGCCACCCUCUAGGAAUGAAAUUGGAUACCUCUGAGAAGGUCGUAGAGAAUUGAUUUGAACUGUUCUUCUUGUUUGCUCCAAGUUAACCUAGGAGAGGGUCUCUCUGAAGUGUGAUAAUACGUUUUUCCCACGUGACGUUUAGUCUGAAGAUGGAGAAGUAUCAUCACAGUAGACUCUGACCAAUGCAACUGUUAUCUCCAGAUAAUCCACGUUUAAAAAUAGCCUUGACUAGAUGCUGAAUUAUAUUUCCCAUUAUUAAUUGUCGGCUUAAAAACUUUUGUAAACUUUUCUUAAUUUGAAAUUCAGUCAUACCCAUGUAAUUUUCCAAUUCAAUUUCUGUGGACAUAUUUUUCUUUUCACCAAGAGAAACAAAGAGAUGCAUCUUCACAUCUUCCUCCGUGAAUAUUUAAAAUGCGGAAUUGCUUCUCUCUUGUGUUUCUGUGUUCAGAUACGUAGCUCUGUUGUAUAUAUUAGUUUAGACAUUCUCACUAAUCUACACAGUAUUUAAGACUCUAAAUGAGAUUUCUUAAGUAUUUUAUUUUAUUCUCUAUAAAUGGUUUUGUAUAAUCUUGAAAAAUCUACACUUUGCCUUUGUAGAUAUUUAAGGGAAACCAUUUGGGGGUUGUCUUGCAUGUAUAUUUUUGUUGUAGAGAAGUGUUGCUUAGUUAUUUCUGCAAAUUUUGGUUGAAAUGCUUACCGACUUUAAUACAGUAUAUAUUUUCAGAAUAUAAACUUUUAUAUUUCUGUGGUAAGUUAGGAUAUGCGUUUUAGGCAAUCUUUUCCAUGAAGAUCAUGUGUUCUUUCAAAAAAAAAAAAAAUAGCAUUCUGGUUUGGUGCCAAUGGUUUUUUGUUUUUUGUUUUCCAUGAGAAUCUAGUGCUCUUAUACUGUUCGAGAGCCGAUUAAUUUCCUUUUUCUCAACGUAAUUGAGUUCAAAGAAUAAUUUUACAAUGUAUUGAAUCUGUGAAUAAGCCUUACCAUUAGGAUCGGUAACGUUUCCAACCUUUGCAACUCCUUCCGUAGUUUAAGAUCUCCCCAUAAAUUCUCACUGUGUGGCAGUUGAUGGAGUUUGUGAACAGAGCCUUAAGCUUGUUGCAAAAAAAAAACAAAACAAAAAAAAAAACAAAAAAAACAAAGGGGUAAUACGGGUUGUUUCUUCCAAGCAACGAAUAAGCCAUGGGGAUGGACUCUGCGCAGUCCGUACGCCAUGACUCAUCUGGAGAGUUUGGUUGAGUUAAUGGUGGCAGGGGCCAGAUAGACACCUUGGUGACUGUCUUUGGCCAUAUGAAGGGACCAUGAACAGGUUUUUCUGGAGCCACCCUCGUCCUAUUCACAUGGUUUAGAUAUGGUCACAGGAAGGGCUGCUGGUCCAUCAUUUGUUUUGAACAAAUGGCAUUUCCUGCUCCUGACCUUGGCAGUUGGCCCCAGGUUCCCUGCGGGUGACCUGGGGACACCCAGUCUGGCUGAGGUCCACAUUCCUUGAGAGAUGUUACAAAGUUUACAUGUGCGUCUUACUGUAUAGACAAUCCGAAGUCGAUUUCAGUUACAUAAUCAGCAUUCCCACGCGUCCCGAGUGUCUUAUCCGUGAACGAGGUACGUGAAGCCAUACUCAACCCGAGUUUCGCAGGGCACAGGCACACUAGAUGCAGCACAUGCUCAUCCGCCGAGCCAGUCCACCUGGGGCGGUCCGAAUGGAGCCUACGUCGCAAAGCUCAUUGGCAGUGCGUCCACUCAUGUCUGGGAGCGGAUAAAACCACCUCAAAAUUGGGACUGAGCGUUUUUAAAAAGGAUGAUGCUUUUCAGUUGGCCGUGCUUCCGUAAUGGCCUACUGCGUCUCCUUACCAAGACGUUGCUGUUGACCUUGAGACCAGGGCUCUGGCAUGGCUAAGUCAGGUUAUUCACCUCCAGUAAGUGUGGAUCCCAUCACCGUGUCUCCCAUCGGGAUGACGUUUGCUGCAGAUAUUUGCAGUAUGUGUGUGUGUAUCAGUCAGAAACACCGGCGUCUAGUUUCCAGCCUCAGCUCUGGCCUGUCUGUGGGUUGACCAUGCUGCCUUGGCCCAACACCUGGCCUCCUGCUGGAGCUCCUUAGGGUGACUUUGGGAAGUUUGAAGGGUGUGGAGUUGUCCAUCUAGUAUUUACUUUGUCCCUGUGCCAUUAGUCCCAGCUUGAAGUCAUUUGCCGACGUCCAUGUUGACAGGAUUGUGAAAAUAUUGCCUUUCAUAAAACCAAGGACCAAAGAAUUCCAUUAUGCCAACAAAGCACGAGUUUGGUAGAUUGUGGGCCCUGCUAGGCAGAGCUGUGCAUGCUUGACGGCCCAGAGAGGCUGCUCGCUUCCACCGACGUUAUGCUCCCCCUGGGUGGCCGUGCACAUGAAUCUGUUGUCACCUCGAGAAGGCUCUGAAAGGUGAGUUUCUGAGAUGGAAGCUCACUGUCCCAGGUGGGUGCUUCUGCCGUGGAGUCCCAGCCUUUAUCCGGACCAUGAAGCGUGGAGGGCUGGCGUUUGUCCAGUUUGUCCAGUUUGACCAGUGUGGACUGCUCCAUCCGAACAGGAACCUCCCGCAGGAGUUUUUCAUGUGUGUCUACACUGAGCAGCGAGAUCCUGCAGUUGCUCACUUUCCACCUCUCUCUUUUUUUUUUUUUUGGCCUCCAUCCACCCAUUCCACUUCCUGUUGAGCCUGAGAAGACUGUUCUCCACUCCUCACACUAGGCAAGGAUGCUCCCUUCUCACUCAUGAUGAAACCAUUGACCCAUUAACCGGUGUAGCAAUGAUUGAUCCUGAAGACGUGGUAUCCUAGUGGUAAGGCUUAUUACCAAACUUCUGCUAAGGAAGCAGGCUACCAAAAAUGUCCCCCCCCCCCCCCCGCCCAGGGGAGUGUUUGGAUUUGAUCUCGGAGCUCGCGCACACACCAAAAUCCAAGGAGACCUUUGCAGUCUAGGCUACUCGUUUUUGUUUUGCCAGGUGAUCAUGGGAGAGUCUUUAACUAGUUCUGAGUACUUGUAAGUAUGAGUCCCUUCAUAGACUUUAACGCAGGUAGAGGUGACCCUUUCUCACCACGUUGUAAAUAUUGCCCGAGACUGGGUGCAGUACCGAGGGGUGAUAACCUUCCGACUUAUCAAACGCUGACUGUCUAGAGCAAAUUGUACACUCUCUUUGUGAAUGGUCCUGUAACGUGUAUGAACACAUUUCUGGGUGCCUUAGAAGUUGUAUUUUUCAUGUGUGCUAAUAUGCAGUAUUUAUACAUUGUGAGAAGCUGCUUUGAAUAAAAAGGUUGAAACUUC
Molecule: messenger RNA, 8394 nt
Organism: Sus scrofa (pig)
Lineage: Eukaryota; Metazoa; Chordata; Mammalia; Artiodactyla; Suidae
Gene: CDYL2
Product: chromodomain Y like 2
Cellular component (GO): nucleus
Molecular function (GO): transcription corepressor activity
Source: RefSeq, a predicted model, not a curated record